CUGAACAUCCAUAAUUCACAAACAACUAUGUAGUCGUAAGUUGUUACAGUUGUUGGUCACACAGACACUACCAAUGAACACCCACCGAUCUGUGAUGGAUUCUUGUACAACGGAAAACUGGAAACACUCUCUCCUCUACCUCACAUUCGUCCUUGCAAUUCUUCACAUUACACAAAGCCAUUUAUUACGUAAACUCUUCCUUGGUAACGAAACUGUGCGUAUCAAGAAGAUUCCUGAUCUUCCUCUACGGUUCCGUUCCGAUGGCACCUUCAAAAUCCUUCAGGUGGCUGAUAUGCAUUAUGGGAGUGGAAGCAUAACCCGGUGCAGGGAUGUGUUGGCUUCUGAGUUCGAGUUUUGUUCUGAUCUUAACACCACUCGGUUUUUGAAGCGCAUCAUUCAGGCUGAGAAUCCUGAUUUCAUAGCCUUUACUGGAGAUAAUAUAUUCGGAUCAAGUACCCCCGAUGCUGCAGAAUCUCUGUUUAAAGCCUUUGGUCCCGCCACAGAAUCAGGACUUCCUUGGGCAGCAGUUCUGGGAAACCAUGACCAAGAAUCAACUAUGAAUCGUGAAGAAUUAAUGUCCUUCAUCUCCCUUAUGGACUAUUCAGUCUCACAAAUCAAUCCGUCAGCUGAUAAUCUCACUGAUCCUACUAAAGGUGGCAUGAUGACAAAAAUUGAUGGCUUUGGGAAUUAUAACCUAAGAGUGUAUGGUGCCCCCGGUUCCAUGAUGACAAACAGCACUGUUUUGAAUCUCUUUUUUCUUGACAGCGGAGACAGGGCUGUUUAUCAGGGAAUUCGAACUUAUGGAUGGAUCAAAGACUCUCAACUUCAGUGGCUUCGUCGUGUUUCUCAAGAAUUUCAGGGACAAAAGCAGGAUCCUCUUCAUCCUACUGAUGCUAUUUCCCCAACUAAACCACCGGCACUAGCAUUUUUCCAUAUCCCAAUCCCAGAAAUUCCGCAGCUGUUCUACAAAGAGACUGUAGGCCAAUUUCAAGAGGGUGUGGCUUGUUCACGAGUGAACUCAGGGGUCUUGCAGACCUUUGUCUCCAUGGGAGAUGUGAAGGCUGUGUUCAUAGGCCAUGACCACACCAAUGACUUCUGUGGAAACUUGCAUGGCAUAUGGUUUUGUUAUGGUGGUGGCUUUGGAUACCAUGGCUAUGGGAAGGCUGGAUGGCCAAGGAGAGCAAGGAUUAUACUAGCUGAACUUCACAAAGGAAAAAUGUCCUGGAUGGACGUGAAGAGAAUCAUGACUUGGAAACGCCUUGAUGAUGAGAAGCUGAGCAAGAUUGAUGAACAAAUCUUAUGGCUUUCUAGAUGACCAUGCUACUAUUACAGUGCUAUUUUACACGCAUGCUAUCUGUAUUGCUAUUAUCUCCUUUGUGUUGUUCACGUUAUUAGUGGUGAUGCAGUAUUUUUUUAGAUCUUUUUGUUCAUUGUUAUUCUGUAUCCCUCUUGCAAUUAAGGUUUA
This is a messenger RNA of Gastrolobium bilobum, 1465 nucleotides long. RefSeq names its product probable inactive purple acid phosphatase 28. The transcript has 4 exons. Gene Ontology annotation, molecular function: hydrolase activity, acting on ester bonds. Lineage: Eukaryota; Viridiplantae; Streptophyta; Magnoliopsida; Fabales; Fabaceae. Gene Ontology annotation, cellular component: cytoplasm. Bases 74 to 1315 code for a protein of 413 amino acids. The record is from RefSeq and is a predicted model, not a curated record.